GGAGGGAGAGGGGCAUGAUAUUACUGCAGAAGGGAUAGGUGUCCAUAUAAUGUGGAAGGGAAAAUGGACUUGUACCUGGUUUUGUUAAGAGGGUACACAGUGCCUCGCUGUCUAGCAUGUGAAGAAGUUGUGGCUUUCUUCAAUUCUCUUUCUCUUUCUCUUUCUCUCUUUACAUGCAUCCACUACUACUACUGCUACUGCUAUAACCAAAACCCAACUGGCAUUUUUUUGAUACAUUCCCAUAGAUAGCCUGAAUUAGGAGAGUGAAGACAAAAUUACUCUAGGAUUCGACCUUGAUUCUCUUUGGUUUUUUCCCCCACACACCCUCUCCACACUUCUAAGUUUUCUACUAUACUAUCUAUCCCUUUACCUUAUUGCCUUCUUCUUCUUUUUUAUUUUUAUUUUUCUUGGUUUAAAAAGGACCCAAAAACACAACUCUGAGCAGCAUAUAAUUGCCUUUUGCCUCCUUUCUCUUUUUAUUUUCUUUGAUAAAGAGAGGCUCAUUUCUUCAUAACCACAAAGAGCACUUCAGUUCAGAAGAUUAGAAAUGAAUGCAUUUGCUUCAUCAGAAUGCAGUAGCGGAUGCGAAUCUGGUUGGACUCUUUACUUAGAACAAUCUUAUCUUUCUCCCACUGCUGCUGUUGCAAAAAGAGGUAAAAAUCACAGUAAGCAUAAUGUUAAUAGACAGAAUGCUAAAGAAGAAAGUGAAGAGCAAGAACAAGAACAUGAUGAAGAAGACUUGUCAAUGGUGUCUGAUGCAUCUUCAGGACCUCCACAUUUCAAUGAAGAUGAAAGUUACUUCAACUAUGAUAAUGGGUGUUCUUAUCCUGCAUUUAAAGAUGCUACUGCACCGGUCAACAAUGGUGGUAAGCACAAAAGGCAAAAAGAACGUACAGAACGCGGCAAAGAGCAUCAUCAAGAACUACCCAAUUCCUUUCUUGAUGAUACUGCUAGCUCUCCUGCAUUUAACUUAUCCAAGAAUAAUUUUUCUGUUGCCAACCAUAAUCAAGCUUCAAUGGAGAGUAUGCUGGAUUAUUCGCAAGGUUUCUCUGCUACUCAUUUUCAGGAGAGAUCUGCAUAUCAAGAUCAUUUUGGUUAUGUACAGCCUCCUCUAUCAGGAAACCAACUUCACAAGAACCAAUGGUUUUAAGGAAAGAGAAAGAAGAUAUACAGAAAAUGUGAUUAGCAUCAACUUCCUGCCAUUGCAAUUGUUGCCAUUGAAGUUGCUCUACAAGAGAUGCAUGGUGCUGGCUAGAGGAUUAAUUAUCAGAAGUAUUUUCUUUUAAAAAAGGAAAAAGAAAAAAAAAAAAAGAUCUCAUAAAGAUCUUGUUCUUUCUUUCUUUCAUUUCUUUUUUCUUUUAGUUUUGCUUAUCCUGUGAGAAUGCAAUGGGGAAGCAACCCGAGAGCAAAAGUUGGAAAUAAAAUUCUUGUUCUCAAAAAUUGAUUUCUCUUGUUAAAGAAUUUUGGGUACAAAUUGGCUAUAUCUUUUAGACAGCCUCUGCGGAUUUUGCUCAUCUUUGUUAAGCUUAGUAGAAAAUAAAGAAUUAAAUAAAUGAAAGAGACUGAAAACAAGGAUUCUUCAACACU
This is a messenger RNA of Ricinus communis (castor bean), 1587 nucleotides long. Its product is annotated as protein SOB FIVE-LIKE 5. Gene Ontology annotation, biological process: cytokinin biosynthetic process. The transcript is spliced from 4 exons. NCBI's taxonomy places the organism in Eukaryota, Viridiplantae, Streptophyta, Magnoliopsida, Malpighiales, Euphorbiaceae. The record is from RefSeq and is a predicted model, not a curated record. Bases 548 to 1150 code for a protein of 200 amino acids.